CCUGGACAUGUAAGUGUUGCGUGGAAGAGUUGAAGGUCUAUCGAGACAACAUAUCGCAAUAUCUUUCUCUUUCCUACCAAGAGACAAGGAAUACGUCAACUGUCUUCCCUCUUCUACUUGGUGUCAUCUCAAGGUGUCACAGGCCCAUCUUCUAUAUAUUGAAAAAGACCUACGUGAAACCCAGAUAUAGAUCCCAAUUCUCAGCCAAUCGCCAAAAUGUCACCUAUAGCCGUCCCGGUCAACAAGACCUACAAGAUAGCCACCAUGGGCGCCGAUGGCAUCGGACCCGAGGUAAUCUCUGCCGGCGUGGAAGUCCUCAAGACUCUGGAAUCUGCCGCUGGCGAUUUCAAGCUCGAGUUCCAAGACUACGACUGGUCAUCCGAGACAUACAAGAAGACUGGAAAGUACAUCCCUGAUGGUGGCUUGGAGAGUCUGAAAAAACAUGACGCCAUUCUGUUUGGCGCUGUCGGUGCUCCUGAUGUUCCAGAUCACAUCUCACUCUGGGGCCUCCGUCUUGCGAUCUGCCAGCCCCUGCAACAGUAUGCAAACGUCCGUCCAACCAAGAUUUUCCGCGGCACGGAAUCACCACUCCGCAACGCGUCACCGGGCUCAUUAGAUUGGGUCAUCAUCCGCGAGAACAGUGAAGGCGAGUACGCGGGUCAAGGCGGCCGCUCACACAAAGGCCACCCCUGGGAGACGGCAACUGAAGUGAGCAUCUUCACACGACAUGCUGUGGAGCGCAUCAUGCGAUUUGCCUUUGAGACGGCACGGAAGCGGCCGCGCAAGCUUCUGACAGUCGUGACCAAAAGCAAUGCUCAGCGUAACGGCAUGGUUCUUUGGGAUGAGGUGGCGGCAGAGAUUGCCAACGAGUUUCCAGACGUGACAACCGACAAGAUGCUGGUCGAUGCAAUGACAUGUCGGAUGGUUCUCAAGCCAGAGAGCCUUGACACCAUCGUCGCCACCAACCUCCACGCGGAUAUUCUGUCGGAUCUGGCGGCGGCGCUGGCCGGUAGUAUUGGAAUUGCACCGACGUCGAACCUUGACCCGACACGCGAGCAUCCUAGCAUGUUUGAGCCGAUUCACGGCUCUGCAUUUGACAUCACCGGCAAGGGUAUUGCGAACCCUGUGGCGACCUUCUGGACCGCAGCCGAGAUGCUGAGCUGGCUCGGCGAAGAGGCGGCGGCGCAGCGUCUCCUCGAGUGCGUUGAACGAGUUUGUGAAAAGGGCAUCAAGACGACUGAUCUUGGUGGCUCCGCCAAUACGGCCCAAGUCACGGCUGCUGUGUGUGAUGAGAUCCGAGCCUCGUACUCGAGAAAGUGAGCGUGUCGAGACGGUGCAGUCUGUGUGAUCUGUGUCAUGCAAACUCGAAGCCAUGCCGAGUGCAGAGUCGUCGCUGCGCAAUGUAAGGGUUUGAAGCUGGUGAUGGAUAUACGACACUCUGAAUGGCGUUGGAUGUGUUUGUCAAGCAUUGAUGAGUUGGAUAUCGGUCUUUGUGAUCAACAGGAUCACGGGAUUUUAGACGCUUCCACAGAUGAUUUACACUUGACCAAAGGUCUAGUCAGAUGCUCAGUCUUAGACUUGUAUCACACGCCGAGUCAAAUUCUGCCUGGAUUUGUUGUACCGCUUUCUCGAAGGCUAUGAAAGCAACAGAUGCCUCCCAUGGUCAAGGCCACGGAGAGCUGGUGGUAAUAUACACAUUGAGGUUACUAGGUCAUUUGUGC
This is a messenger RNA of Exophiala mesophila, 1721 nucleotides long. Its product is annotated as tartrate dehydrogenase. The transcript is spliced from 2 exons. Gene Ontology annotation, molecular function: NAD binding; oxidoreductase activity, acting on the CH-OH group of donors, NAD or NADP as acceptor; magnesium ion binding. The record is from RefSeq and is a predicted model, not a curated record. NCBI's taxonomy places the organism in Eukaryota, Fungi, Ascomycota, Eurotiomycetes, Chaetothyriales, Herpotrichiellaceae. Bases 217 to 1320 code for a protein of 367 amino acids.